CAUCAUUUACCUCAAAUAGCCUGCUUGGAUUUUUGCUGCUUGCUUCUCUGAGCUUGUUAUUAAACCCCCAAGACCAUGCAGAUAUUGAAUGGAAAUUUGCACGGACGAAGCUCUGGAUGAGUUACUUUGAUGAAGGUGCCACUCUCCCCCCUCCUUUUAACAUUGUCCCAAGUCCCAAGUCUGUCUGGUACCUUUGCAAGUGGAUUCACAAUCAGCUGUGCCCAGGCAACGACUCUGACAAUGAACAGAAGAGACAUGAAAACCUCAAAACAUUCACAGAGCGGCACGCUGACAACCUGAUCCAGAAUCAACAUUACCAGGAAGUGAUAAGAAAUCUAGUGAAAAGAUACGUUGCAGCAAUGAUAAGAACCUCCAAAACCAACGAAGGUUUAACGGAAGAAAAUUUCAAGGAAUUAAAACAGGACAUCUCAAGCUUUCGUUAUGAAGUUCUUGACCUCUUAGGAAACAGGAAGCCCCAGAGAAGAAGUUAUUCUACCAGCAGCACAGAGGUGUCCCAGAAGGAUGAAACAAAUGAGGAUGGUGCUGGAGAAAAAUCCAAAGCCAAGAGUGUGUCUUUCAAUAUAGCCAACAAAAAGAAGGAUUUCAAUGUAUCUGCUCUAAUUAAAACUAUGUCUGGGAUGAAUAUGGUGGAAGAGAAGCCAAAAAGCAAUGGGAUCAGUAAGCGCUCCUUUGUCCGAAAUGGAAACAGAGUUCAGAGACUUUCCAGCUCUAAGAAGGAGUCCUUUAAGAGACUGGGCCUGCUUUUCUCCAAGAUGAAUGGACACGUACCUGAACCAAAUUCAGAACCCAUGUACACUAUUUCAGAUGGAAUUAUUCAGCCACACUACAUGUGGAAAGACAUUAAAUAUUCUCAGAUUGAUAAAGAAAGAGAAGAGAAUUGUUCCAAAAGUGAAAUUAACCUCAGUGAGGUGGACUACAGUGGGAACAGAAGACUUACAGGACAGAGCAAGGAGUGCCCUAUGGUUUGUACCAGCUCCCUUCACUGUGCUUCCAGUAUUUGUUCCUCUAAUUCCAAACUUAUAGACUCCUCAGAGGAUGUGUUUGAUUCAUGGGGAGAGGCUUGUGACUUGUUUAUAAAUCAGUGGAAAGAUGGGCAGGAGGAUCAUGUUACAACUCGGCUAUAAGUAAAGCGUCUUGAUACCUGCUGGAAAACGUAGCCAGUUAUUUGUAAUUGUUUGCUCUCAUCUGGUUCAGCAUUACUAUUUCCUUUCUGUC
Antrostomus carolinensis (chuck-will's-widow) is the source of this 1236-nucleotide messenger RNA. Its product is annotated as short transient receptor potential channel 5-like. The annotation marks the transcript as partial. The record is from RefSeq and is a predicted model, not a curated record. The transcript has 5 exons. Gene Ontology annotation, molecular function: store-operated calcium channel activity; inositol 1,4,5 trisphosphate binding. Gene Ontology annotation, cellular component: plasma membrane; cation channel complex. Lineage: Eukaryota; Metazoa; Chordata; Aves; Caprimulgiformes; Caprimulgidae. Gene Ontology annotation, biological process: regulation of cytosolic calcium ion concentration; calcium ion transmembrane transport.